Molecule: messenger RNA, 1448 nt
Organism: Tupaia belangeri chinensis (Chinese tree shrew)
Lineage: Eukaryota; Metazoa; Chordata; Mammalia; Scandentia; Tupaiidae
Gene: ADCYAP1
Product: adenylate cyclase activating polypeptide 1
Exons: 5
Coding region: 724-1254 (176 amino acids)
Biological process (GO): neuropeptide signaling pathway; neuron projection development; positive regulation of ERK1 and ERK2 cascade
Cellular component (GO): perikaryon; neuron projection; extracellular region
Molecular function (GO): pituitary adenylate cyclase activating polypeptide activity; peptide hormone receptor binding; neuropeptide hormone activity
Source: RefSeq, a predicted model, not a curated record
ACUUAAGAAAAAAAAAAAAGGAAGUCAAUUCAUGAAUAAAUAUCGGAGCGCAACAGUGCAACAAAAUAUUCUGUACUUAAAGGCAAUAGGCAGACAGAUGUUGACAAAGAGGGCUCUCCUAAAAGCAUGGUCGGAUAGAUUUUUGCUAACUGCACAUAUAAAUACGAGCAGAAGGCCAGUCGGUCACCUCUGUAACCACCACCAGCAGCAGCAGAAGAAGCCGCAGCUUCAGACGCAGCUAGAGGGACCUCAGAGCAGAGAACGCGCUGUCGACUCGCAGCUGCUUGACCAGGCGGCUCCCACAGAGGCCGGCUGCGGUGCCGGUCUUCUCUUUUUCUUUCCUCCCCUUCUUUUUUGACUUUCUUUCUUUUCCUUAAUCACCUCCUUCUUUUUCUAGGUGGACUUACGGCCACUUUCCCCAUCCCCCCCCUCGCCCCCCAGCUCGUCGCUUCCUCUUUUCGUCCUUCUCCGUCCCUCUGCUCGCCCCCUUUUCUGGGUGUCACGCUCCCUUUUAGUUCUGUGCGUCUACAAACUUUUGAACAGACGCUAUCCUCAGCAAACAAGUCCUCCAGCUCCUCCUGCUGCUCCUGCUUGAUCCUGCGGCUUCUCCUCAGACACGGACGCCAGACGGGGAUGAUUCUCGGGUUGUGACUCCGGUGCAGAAACUUGAAGAAGCCCUUUGCCCGCCGUCCUACUUGGCAGCAUAUCCUCUCCCAGCAGCGAAUGACCAUGUGUAACGGAGCGAGGCUGGCCCUGCUGGUCUAUGGGAUAAUAAUGCACAGCAGCGUCUACUGCUCACCUGCUGCCGCUGGACUCCGGUUCCCGGGGAUCAGGCCUGAGGACGAGGCGUACGACGAGGACGGAAACCCGCUGCAAGACUUCUACGACUCGGACCCGCCGGGCGCAGAGAGCCCCGCCUCCGCGCUGCAAGACGCCUACGCGCUCUACUACCCCGAGGACAGGAGAGAUAUCGCCCACGGACUCCUUAACAAGGCCUACCACAAAGUGCUGGACCAGCUGUCGGCCAGGAAGUACCUGCAGUCGCUCGUGGCCCAGGGCGCAGGUGGGAACUUAGGCGGCGGCGCGGAGGACGACUCGGAGCCCCUCUCCAAGCGCCACUCAGACGGAAUCUUCACCGACAGCUACAGCCGCUACCGGAAACAAAUGGCUGUCAAGAAAUACUUGGCGGCGGUCCUAGGGAAAAGGUAUAAACAAAGGGUUAAAAACAAAGGACGCCGGAUAGCGUAUUUGUAGCGAUGAGUUACCAGCCACCCUGUGUAUACAGCCCUGACACAAUGAAAAGUCGUUUUCCAAACUGACUGGUCCUCGCUCGUGUGUUCUAUCCAAACAUGUAUUUAUGUAUGAAGUAAAGCCAUUAAAUGAAUAUUUUGAUAAUAAUAAUUGUUUUUCUUUUUACAAAGCACUAGAGAAUGCACAAAUAUACUUUG